Messenger RNA from Chiloscyllium plagiosum (whitespotted bambooshark), 5315 nucleotides. RefSeq names its product septin-5-like. The record is from RefSeq and is a predicted model, not a curated record. Lineage: Eukaryota; Metazoa; Chordata; Chondrichthyes; Orectolobiformes; Hemiscylliidae. Gene Ontology annotation, molecular function: GTP binding.
CAAGAGAUUUAUCAGUUUUUAAUUUAAGUAUCAUUUGCAGGUUAAUUCCUGUUUAGUUUCCAUUGGUUCCAAGUCUUCUGAAAGCAGUAGUUACAAAGAGUGACAUGUUCUUAAUUUCUUCAUUUGGGAGUCAUUUUGAUUAUUUUGUUUUACUGUUUGCCUUUGCAUAUCCGAACAUUACCCAGUUAUUUUGUGAGUUCCUACACCUGAUGGUUUGUGUCCUAAUUCAAGUGGCCCAUGAAAAUGAAGAGUACAGGGCGUUACAAACAGGAUUGUCAAAAUGAGCAUUGUCCUGAUUUGAUUAGUUGUAGCCUGGGGGUUCAGAAUCGAUACAGAUGAAGGACAUUCAGUCCUCUUUGUGGUGGCAGUUAAAUGUGACAGACUCCCCAGACAGUAUCAAUUCAAUCCCCCCAUCUAGAUUUUAAGAAGAAGGGCAGCUGAUGGAACAUUCUUUGGGAUGGCAAGACCUAUUGAUGGCACAAUGUGACUUGCCUCAGGGCAAAUCUGAAGAUGAUGAGCACUCUGUGCAUUUCCAUGCAGAGGAUCCCAGCUACAAUGAGGUAUUUCAACCUCAAAGUGACCACAGUGCCAGGAGGGCAAGUUUCACACAGUGCCAUGUGGAUCAGAAGCAGCUUACACAUUUUCUGAAGGAAGACUCAGAUGAUUCUGAAGUAGAAUGGAUAAUGAAAGAGACUACCAGUGAGAAAUAUCCUUUACGUACCUGCCAGGAGAAUUCUGCAGCAAGUGUAAUGGACCAUGAAAAACUAGUCAGCAUAACGGCACUGGGAAUACCAGACCGCAUGAGUCCAGUGGAAACAUCGAAUGUAGAGAAAGAGCAGCAUUGGAAGCAGACACUCAAAGGGCAGCAGGGUGAUAGUCUUCUUGUGGCUAUCGAGUCAAUGUCAGUUAACAGCGUGCCCAGGGCAAGGAGUCCAUGGGGAAAACUGGACCCCUACGAUUCAUCUGAGGACCAGGAUAAAGAGUAUGUUGGCUUUGCAACAUUACCCAACCAGGUUCAUCGCAAGUCAGUAAAGAAAGGGUUUGAUUUCACACUACUGGUGGCAGGGGAAUCUGGCCUUGGGAAAUCAACCUUGGUUAACAGCCUUUUUCUCACAGACCUGUACAAAGACAGGAAGUUCCUCAAUACAGAAGAGAGGAUCACCCAGACUGUUGAUAUCACCAAACAUUCGGUGGAAAUUGAAGAGAAGGGAGUUCGGCUUCGGCUAACAAUUAUCGACACACCAGGAUUUGGCGAUGCUAUUAAUAACCAAGAAUGUUGGAAGCCAAUUGCUGAUUACAUAGACCAGCAGUUUGAGCAGUAUUUCCGUGAUGAGAGUGGUCUGAACAGGAAAAAUAUUGUGGACAACCGAAUUCACUGCUGCCUUUACUUCAUCUCUCCAUUUGGCCAUGGGUUACGGCCAUUGGAUGUGGAAUUUAUGAAAGCUGUGCAUAACAAGGUGAACAUUGUACCACUCCUUGCUAAAGCAGACACACUGACUCCUGCGGAGGUUUCCAAAAUGAAACCAAAGAUCCGUGAGGAAAUCAAAUUCUACGGGAUCAAGAUCUACCAGUUCCCAGAAUGUGACUCUGAUGAGGAUGAAGAAUUUAAACGACAAGAUCAGGAACUGAAGGACAGCAUCCCAUUCACUGUGAUCGGUAGCAACACUGUGGUUGAAGCCAAAGGAAGGAGAGUUCGGGGCCGACUGUAUCCCUGGGGUAUUGUCGAAGUGGAGAAUCCAGCUCACUGUGACUUUGUGAGGUUACGAAAUAUGUUGAUUCGAACACACAUGCAGGACCUGAAAGAUGUGACACGUGACGUGCACUAUGAAAACUACCGAGCACAAUGCAUCCAGAGUAUGACCAGGAUGGUGGUGAAAGAACGGAACAGGAACAAACUGACAAGGGAGAGUGGCACAGAUUUUCCGAUUCCCCUUAUAUCGGGAUUGACAGAUAACGAGACAGAGAAAAUAAUUCGGGAGAAGGAUGAAGAGUUGCGGCGGAUGCAAGAAAUGUUGCAGAAGAUUAAGCAACAAAUGCAUGGCCAGAAUCCUGAAGGAUUGUAGCACGUGGUGUUUGCCAGUUUCUUCAGGGAUUUAAGAUGUUCACAGUCUUUUGCCCUGCCAAGAGGCAUGGAGACAGGUCCUAGGCCCAAGGCUUUGUGGCUUGGAGCUCAGCCCAUCCAAAUCACUAACUUCAGAAUCCAACAAUCACACCUUUCACUGGAAAUAAAUGCAUCCAUUUUAUUAAUCCCACUAAUUAAAGCACUUAAAAUAGGAAGGCAAACCUAUAAUUUAUAACUGCAAUAAAUAUUAGGUGUUGUCCAUAAUUUGGAAUGAUUUUAGACAUGAUUUAUGAAUCCCAUAAUGCUUUGCUGAGAAUAGAUGGAAUUUUUUUUAUCUCCAGGUAAAUAGCAGUUGUCUAUCUAUCCUGCUGGAUUAAGAGUUUGUAUUCUUAUUACAUUGCUGGGGAUUCCCAGUUGUGCGAACACUAAUUGCCACUAGCCAAGAUAUUUAUGUCAACAUUGGCCCAAGCAUUUUGGCAACACAAGCUUUCUGCCCUCUGUUUUUAAGUUUGUGUAGUCCAGAGGAGCAUUGCUUCUUUAAAGUUCAAGCUCUCACCUUCACAUCUUUUUACAGGGUUUGUGGAUUUCAACAUCAAUGAAAGAUCUGAAACACCAAGAAAACUGCAGGCCAAAUGAGUGUGGAACUGGCCUGGACGUGGAAAUGGGAAAGGCAUGGGGAAUGGAAAGAAACACUGGAAAAUUAGGGAAAACAGGCCAGCAAUAGGAAAAACACUGGAAAUCAGAAAACUGACUCUAAAUGGCUUUGCAACAGUCCCAAGUUUUCAGAGUGAGAUCAAGAGGGACUUAAAGCUUCUAUUGAAAAGAUAGCCAGCCUUCCAAAUAAAUUAUACUGUAAUGGUCAAUUAUUAAUUGCUACCUUGAUGGGUUUUCAAAAGCCAACACAAACUCCUUCAUUAAAAUAGGCAUGGAUGUUCUAGGGUGGAACCAGGUCCUUCAAAAAGACAAACUCCUGCCAUUUCAGUCAAAAACACUGCUUAUUAAGACAAAUAAGCCACAAAAUAAAUCAGGAGGCAAGGCUGACUGAUGGCUCAGUGGAUGAGUGCCAUCACCUGGUGUGAAUCUGAACCCUACAGCCCAUGGAAGAGAUUUAAUCCUUGAUCUCCACUAGGUUUACUGAUCCCAGUCAGGGCAGGGUGAAGGACUCCGCAAUUGUCCUUAAUAUCAUAGAUCUAGGGCAAAGUAAGCCAACAUUUUCCUAUUAUAUGUUUUUUAGCCUCUCUUGCCAGAUGCAGGGUGCUAGUAAGUGAUGUUUCAGGGUCAGCUGCAUUGCUGCAUCCCUCAAUUAGAUGCCCUGCCAGUCCCUAUCAAGAUGGGUUUGGUUUUGGAAAACAACCAAUGCCUAUGUAUUUAGACCAUCAGGGGAAUGAGGAUAGGAAGCUAAUGAUGAAGACAUAAAAUCUCCCAAAUCAAAUCUGCAGUUUCAGAGGAAAUGAUUGUUUGGGACAGACAGUUUCCUGGCCAAGCACUAACCAAGUUUUAGCUUCAUGGGUAGUGCAUUAGAUAGUGCAUUCACCAAUCUAAUGAAACUCAUCCUCUCCAGUAACAACUUGAAUAAAUAUUGCUGUAAAAGAAGUUGCACUGUUCACAUUUAUUCCUUGUUGGACAUGACUAAUGAACUGCUCUCAGCUACUUACACUUAAUCAUCGACUUGUGUUGAGAUGAAUCAUACUUAAGUCUCGCUUACACUUGUAUAAGAGGAAGCUGUACAGUGAUAAUAUGCUUCUUAGUGAAAGCCUCUUCUAUAACAUUGAAGAUCAGGAGUCAGAUCCAUGAUUUUUUUGUGGAAAUCAAACAUUUAAUUGACAAUCUUUUGCAACAGCUUAAACAAUACAAUCAUCACAACCUUAACACUGCAGAGUGUAACUCAGAACUGAGGGUGCUCAAGCCUUCAUUCUCAGAGACCAGGAGCACUCUUUUUUUGCCAAUAAGUUAGUGGCUCAUUUGUCACCUUACCGGUAGAUCAGUGGAACUUUUACUUAUGGCAGUUAGUUACUUAACUACAAUCAUCUAACUUUGAGAUGAUUAUUUCCACUUUGCAAUCACUUUAUCAGGCAGGCUGCGUUCAUUCGUGUGACGCAUAGAUGAAAGAUCGGUCUGCUGUUGAAGUAAACUGACUGGACAGUACUGUACAGUGUGGAUUAAGCUUUCAGUCUUGAAAUAUAAUCAUUAGCAUUUCCAAAUCAUGAGUGCAUCUAAGCCUGUUGUAUCUUCAGAUUAUUAACUGAAGGUGGUGCAUACACCAUCCUCCUUCACAGUUUUGUGCGAUUUAUUUUGUACGUUCUGCCUUUAUAUCUUAAUGCAAGGAUUCAUGGGUCACAACGUCCAAGGGUUCAAGAUUGUAAGCUUAAUGUUGUCCAGCCAGCUUUCAUCAUCUCUAGAGAGAUGUUUCAUCUACCCACAGAGGCGAAGUCACCAUUCUUAGCUCAGUAAAUACAUCAUCUAGUGCAAGUCAUGUUUGGAAAGUACAAGGAAUAUAGAUGCUAAAACUUCUGUUAGAAUAGUGGUUUACAAUACAAUAUAAUUACUGAUGCUGAAAAAUGUUGGGUCUAUCUUAUUGAACUCUAUCUGAAAAACUGACAACCCUACCUUGGACAUCUCUUUUUCCAACUCUACUGCAAUAUGCAGCGGUUCCUAGACUAAUUCCAUCAGAAGUCUGUUCUAGUUGUUGAUCACUGUUUGUACAAACAUCAAUUUCUCAUCCUCAUCCUGAUUUUGCUUUUUAGUAGUUUGAACCUGACCCUUGUCCUGCAUUUUAGAUUUAAUUUAAAGGAAUAGUCUAGAAAUAUAGGAAUAAGCCAUUCAGUCAAUUGAGCUUACCCCACCAUUCAAUAAAAUCAUGGCUGAUCAAUCACUUCAAUGCCUUUUUCCCCCCACACUAUCUCCAUAAGUCUUCAUGCCAUUGGUAAUCAGAAAUCUAUCAAUCUCGAUCUUAAACAUACUCAAAGUUUGGUAGAGAAUUCCAAAGGUUCAUGACCCUUUAAUGAAAACCAUUUGAAAACAUUGGCAUUCUCCUUAUUUUUAAAUUGUGCCUUUGGUUUCAGACUCCUCAGCUACAGAAUGCAUCUUACCUGCAUCUAUCCUGCCCAUCCCUUCAAGUAUUUUGUAAAUUUAAAUUAGAUCAUCUCAUAUUUCAAACGUCUGGAGAGUACAAGUGCAGUUUGUACAAUCUCUCUUCAUAGGAUAGUCCUGCUAUCCCAUGAUGUGGAGGUGCCAGUGCUGGACUGGGGUGAAA